Molecule: messenger RNA, 2623 nt
Organism: Carassius auratus (goldfish)
Lineage: Eukaryota; Metazoa; Chordata; Actinopteri; Cypriniformes; Cyprinidae
Exons: 2
Coding region: 1-1965 (654 amino acids)
Biological process (GO): DNA integration
Molecular function (GO): nucleic acid binding
Source: RefSeq, a predicted model, not a curated record
AUGGGAAAAGCGAGAGUUGCCCCCACAAAUGUUGUCACUAUACCAAGAUUAGAGUUAACCGCAGCAGUGGUUUCUGCUGCUGUGAGUUGUAUGUUGAAGGAGGAGCUGGCUACUAAAGUUGACACAGAAUAUUUUUGGACCGAUUCUCAAGUAGUCCUUGGUUACAUCAAUAACGAAGCCCGAAGAUUUCAUGUCUUUGUUGCAAAUCGUGUACAGAGAAUCCGGGAGUCCACCGAUCCGAGACAGUGGUAUUACAUCAAUACAGGAGAAAACCCUGCUGACCAUGCCUCAAGGGGCCUCACAAUAGAAGAGCUUAUUAAUUCAAACUGGUUCACAGGGCCCAGAUUCCUCUGGGAGAAAGAGGUGGUUGCUAAACAAGGUAUGUUAGAGCUGUCGGUGGGUGACCCUGAGGUCAAGGCUGUACAAGUAUUGAAGACCGAGGCCAUAAUUCAAGUGGAUUUUCAAGAGCGACUAGCACGGUUCUCAAGAUGGACUACAGCUGUGAAUGUCAUUGCCCGGAUUCAAAGAUUAGUAAAGAAAGUGAAGAUAUCCGAGCCUUUAAGUGUGGAGGAGAGAAGAAGAGCUUCAUUCACGCUCAUUUGUUUAGCACAACAAGAUGCCUUCAAAGAAGAGAUGUAUGUACUUGGCCAGGAAUCUGGGAAGCUGCCUUGUAACCAUCCUCUGUAUCAGCUUGAUCCAUUUGUGAAAGAUGGAAUAAUGAGGGUGGGAGGACGACUGAGGAGGGCAUCUGCCCCUCUUGAAUUACGGCAUCCAGCAAUCCUUCCAAAGGAUGGCAUCAUCACUCGCCUUAUUCUGGCACACUAUCAUCAAAAAGUUCAUCACCAAGGCAGAGGACAGACUCUGAAUGAAUUGCGAGUCAAUGGCUUCUGGAUUACUGGUGGCAGCAAGAUGGUAGCCCAGUAUAUACGGCAGUGUGUUUCUUGUAGGAGAGCUCGUAGGCCUCCAGAACAACAACGGAUGGCAGAUUUGCCCUGUGACCGUACUGAUCCCUCCCCGCCAUUUGCUUAUUGUGGUAUGGACUGUUUUGGUCCUUUCCACACUAAACAAGGUCGUAAGGAAUGUAAACGUUAUGGUCUUCUGUUUACUUGUCUCUGCUCCAGAGCUGUACACCUUGAGAUGUUGGAAGACAUGACAACUGAUGCAUUCAUUAAUGCCUUACGAUGUUUUAUAUCUAUCCGUGGAGCUGUCAGACAAAUUAGAUCAGACCGAGGAACUAACUUUGUAGGGGCCAAGAGUGAGUUGAAGGAUUCUUUAAAAGAAGUGAGUGAAGAGAGAUUGGCAGCAUAUUUGGCGACUAAGCAGUGUGAUUUUUGUCUGAAUGCACCCAGUUCAAGUCAUGCUGGAGGUAUCUGGGAGCGGCAGAUACGAACCGUUAAAGGUGUAUUGAGUUUUGUUUUGGCACAGGGAGCCGGGAGACUAAAUGAUGCUUCUUUACGUACGUUCCUUUAUGAGACUAUGUCUAUAGUCAAUAACCGUCCAUUGACUGUAGAGGGCCUCAGUGAUCCCAAAGGCUUAGAGCCUCUAACCCCCAACCACCUGCUUACCAUGAAGUCAUCUGUUCCACUCCCUCCACCAGGUACAUUCGUUAAAGAAGAUCUUUAUGCGAAGAAACGUUGGAGGCAGGUGCAGUAUUUAUGUGAACAAUUUUGGAGCAGGUGGAGGACAGAAUAUGUUGCCAACAUUUCCCUCAGGCAAAAAUGGCACACACCAAGACGGAAUGUGCAGGAUGGUGAUAUUGUCAUUGUGAAGGAAGGGGACGUUCCUCGUAAUGAAUGGAGGUUAGCUAGGGUUCUUAAAGUUUGUAAGGACGAUGAUGGAUUGGUGCGGAGGGCUACAAUACAGAUUGGGAAUCGGGGAUUGGGAAAAAGGGGUGAACGCCUCACUAAACCCUCUAUUGUUGAACGUCCUAUUCAAAAGUUAGUCGUGCUUGUACCUAAGAGUUAAAUUGCCUUAUCACUUUAUUAGAAUUCAGGUGUAUUGAUAUCAGGUAGGCAUUGGUAUUUUUGUCACAUGUUGAUUUGUACUGCAUUUAAUAUUAAAACAAUGUGAUAUGGUGAACAAUUUGUUCAUUUUUAACUGAAGAAUGUGUAAUAAUGAAUUGUGGGGAUAGAAUCAUGUUAGUUGUUUUCAUGUAUUGUGUUGAUGCCUGGAAAUUUCCAUUGAUUAUUCAAAUUGUUGCAUUUUGUUUUUUUUGAAUAGAUCAAGGGUAAUUUGGUGGGAGUGUAGCUGACACUGAUAGGUCAUUUAUGGGUUGUGUAUGAGGUAUUUGUAAUAUCAGGGUUUUUGCAUUUUUAAGACUUUACAAUUUAAAUAUUAUUGUGUAUGUGUGUCAAUUGCAUGAAUUCUGAUGUGCUUAUUUUGUGGUACUGCUAAGUUUUAUUAAAUUGAAGGUCAUGUGACCUUCCUGAUUAGAUUUAACCUGGAAGUGCUGCAAAUUGAAUGAUGAGAUUUGAACUUAGAUACACCUGUUAGAGCUCUUCACCAUUCUACUGCUGGUAACCAGGCCAACACGUUUUCACGGUGUUCCAUAUCUAUAAAUAAAACAAAUGGACAUCAGUACUUUGGAAACAUGGACUGUUUAAUGACCAGCGAGUAGUUACAA